GGGAACAGAUUUUAUUCACAUUGCCAUAGAAGGAAAGUGUUUGAUAGGUGAGACCCUCCGAAUUUACACCCAAAGACCAAUCCAAAGCAAGACACGAAAGACAACAAACUCUGUAAUUGGGCGAAAAAUGUUUUGGUUUCAAGGCGCCCCGCAACGAAGGUUAGUCAGUGUGAAUGAGGGGUUUGUGGAAACCGACUACACAUUAUUGAAUGUGAACCUCUCUUGCGCUCAAACCUUCCAGUCAGUGAGAAGUGCGUCUACACGGCAGGCAGAAGACGAUAGUAGAAAAUUACUUCCCUUUUAAGUACAAUUUUAAAUUCUACCGAAGCCGGACUGAAAACUUAAAAUGACGGUGAGGUGAUUCUCUCGCAACUCUGAAGAAAAAACACGAUAUUCUUGUGGAUUUGUUUGGAUCUAUGUGAGACUCUACGAAAAAAGACUGUGUAAUUCUUUUACUUUUUAUCUAGUCUUUAUCAGCGUUUUCCUCAGAAAUCUGCAUAUUUGCGUAACAUGAUUGCUUUUGGACUUCGAUUGACGCACUGUUGACGAAUAGGAGCGAUACGAGAAGAUUUUGGUCCCGUAUAAAACCUGUGAGCGAGAAUUGCUCUAAGGGAAAAAACUUUUCGGAGCCUUUAUUUGUAGUUUUCAUUUUUGGGGCAAAUCUAGUACUUGGCGCAUUUCCUCAAAAUGCAGCACUGUUGUGGGAUUUUCAAGCAUUUUCUUUUGUUUUUCUGCCUGACUCUACAGCCGACCAUCGGUCACUAUCACGGAGAAAAGGGGAUCUCCAUUCCCGAGCACGGCUUCUGUCAGCCCAUAUCCAUACCCCUCUGUACGGAUAUCGCCUACAAUCAAACUAUCAUGCCUAACCUGUUGGGUCACACCAACCAGGAGGACGCCGGACUGGAAGUGCACCAGUUUUACCCCCUCGUCAAAGUUCAAUGCUCAAUGGACCUUAAGUUCUUCCUUUGCUCCAUGUACGCGCCGGUGUGCACGGUGCUCGAGCAUGCCAUUCCACCAUGUCGCACCUUAUGCGAGCGUGCGAGACAAGGAUGCGAGGCUCUCAUGAAUAAGUUUGGCUUCCAGUGGCCCGAGAGACUCCGCUGCGAGAAUUUCCCGGUCCACGGCACGACAGAUAUAUGCGUGGGCCAGAACACGUCCGACACUGGAAGCCCGACCUCGGACCCAACGCCCUACGUUCCCGAACUGAUCACAUUACAACCGAAAGUGGACAGACCCAGCCACCAAUUUACAUGUCCACUGCAGCUGAAAGUACCCACUUAUCUCAAGUACUACUUCAUGGGAGAAAAAGACUGCGGUGCGCCGUGCGAACCGACUAAGCCCAACGGAUUUAUGUAUUUCCGAGAGGAAGAGGUAAAAUUCGGUCGGCUCUGGGUGGGCAUUUGGUCUUUUUUGUGUUGCGUUAGUACACUGUUCACAGUUCUCACGUACUUGGUGGAUAUGAGACGGUUUCGUUACCCCGAGAGGCCCAUUAUAUUCCUCUCCGGUUGCUAUUUCAUGGUGGCUGUGGCAUACGCCGCGGGUUUCAUCCUUGAAGACAACGUAGUUUGCAUUGACAAGUUUAAUGAUGAUGGUUACAAGACGGUGGCUCAGGGCACCAAGAAGGAGGGCUGCACCAUUCUUUUCAUGAUCCUCUAUUUUUUCGGCAUGGCGAGCUCCAUUUGGUGGGUCAUUCUGUCUCUUACAUGGUUCCUCUCUGCGGGAAUGAAGUGGGGUCACGAAGCCAUUGAGGCCAACUCUCAGUAUUUCCAUCUCGCUGCUUGGGCUGUGCCAGCGGUCAAGACCAUAACUAUUCUUGCCAUGGGCCAAGUGGACGGUGAUCUGCUCACUGGGGUGUGCUACGUUGGCAUCUACAACUUGGACUCUCUACGUGGUUUCGUCCUGGCGCCCCUCUUCGUCUACCUCUUCAUCGGUACCUCUUUUCUCCUGGCUGGGUUCGUGUCACUGUUUCGUAUCAGAACCAUCAUGAAGCACGACGGAACCAAGACGGAGAAGCUGGAGAAGUUAAUGGUGCGCAUCGGUGUGUUUAGCGUCCUCUACACGGUUCCUGCAACUAUCGUUAUUGCAUGUUAUUUUUACGAGCAGGCGUUUCGAGAGCAGUGGGAGAAGACCUGGCACAUGCAAACGUGUAAGCGUUUUGCCGUGCCUUGCCCGGUCAAUAACUUCGCCCCCAUGUCUCCGGACUUCACCGUCUUCAUGAUCAAAUACCUGAUGACCAUGAUCGUAGGAAUCACCUCUGGUUUUUGGAUUUGGUCUGGGAAAACGUUGCAGUCCUGGCGCAGAUUUUAUAAAAGACUCAGUAAUAGCAACCAAGGUGAGACAACUGUAUGAGAAAUGUUAAUAGUUUGUGUCAAUUGUGUCAAUGAUCAUGCAACUUUAGUCAGAGAUACGUGUCUCAAGCCGUGAUUACACAAAAACGUGACUCGUAGACUGAAUGAUAUGGACACUAUAAUGUGUUUAACAAUUUUCACAAAAGGAAACGGACCGCUUGACCUCAAAAACGGUGUUAUCGAGUCUGUUUUAACUGUGGAUUUGCUUAUAUAUGACAUUCGACUAUAUUUCUGUGUAAUACGACAUAAUUUACAGAUGUGACGUAUACAUUUCAUGCCACGCUGCGGCUGGUUCUUUACCUGAAAUUUGGAACUUGCCUUAUAUGUAGGCUACCAUCCCUUGUUUUAAAUAGGGACUUGUAUAACUUUAAUGCGAUCUGUUAACGAUCAUGCAUACUUCUUUGGCACAAAUGGACCGUCAAAUCCGUAGGACUUGGAUUGUGAAAUGCAUGUUUACAGCUGUGAAUUUAUGCAAGCUCCCUUUAAACUAUGUAACGUGUAAAUACGCCCUUUUCUUAAAGAAUAUAUGUAUUUAUGAAAGUAAUCUUGCUGUUUUUAACUUGAUUCAAAUUUUUGAUUAAAUUUGGUAAGAUAACUUUGUAUCUGUACAGUAUCGCUGAAUAAAAUGAUUAGAUUUUU
Messenger RNA from Triplophysa dalaica, 2987 nucleotides. RefSeq names its product frizzled class receptor 7a (gene fzd7a). The transcript has a single exon. Lineage: Eukaryota; Metazoa; Chordata; Actinopteri; Cypriniformes; Nemacheilidae. Bases 688 to 2349 code for a protein of 553 amino acids. Gene Ontology annotation, molecular function: Wnt-protein binding; Wnt receptor activity. The record is from RefSeq and is a predicted model, not a curated record. Gene Ontology annotation, cellular component: plasma membrane. Gene Ontology annotation, biological process: canonical Wnt signaling pathway; non-canonical Wnt signaling pathway.